Diabrotica virgifera virgifera (western corn rootworm) is the source of this 1593-nucleotide messenger RNA. RefSeq lists its product as uncharacterized. The record is from RefSeq and is a predicted model, not a curated record. Bases 232 to 696 code for a protein of 154 amino acids. The transcript has a single exon. Lineage: Eukaryota; Metazoa; Arthropoda; Insecta; Coleoptera; Chrysomelidae.
GUUUUGAAUCGAUAAAGGCCGCGAAAACCUCGACGCCGUCCCUGUGCGUACAUAUCACCAGAAAGAGGAAUAAGGAAAUAACCACGAUAUUGAUUAGUGAGUAGGUAACCUUUUAACAGCGGCACAGUGUGCGAUGUUUGAGAAACAAUAAUUGACAACAUGAACAACAAUCGGUCGAAGCUGCUCCCACAACAAUCGUCGAAAUAAGGUGAAGCAAUAUUUCGGUGAAAUAUGCGAAAAUACAGCAGUGGGGAGGAAAAGUUGUACAUAAACAGUUUGUGUGUUAGUGGAAGCAGUAUAAAACUUUUGAACCCGACAAACAAGUGUUACAUCAACAAAACGAUCAAGAUAACGUUGGAUGCCGACGUCGUGGACCAGGAAGCCACCGCCGAUAGCAAAAAUAAAAUCGUGGAUUUUAAAAAAAGUGACAAAGUGCGGAGACAACCUCUAAAUCUCAACAUAACCGACUACAAAAAUUCGAAAGUGUGCAGUAAACAACUUAGACAGAUCUACGAAACCGUAGAAAUACAGGAUUUUGAAAGGAUUCUAAACAACCUGCAGAGAAGUAAUGCCUCUCAUAACUUAGUGACUAACAAAGUGGAUAAAAUCCUUAAGAAAAUAGAUGCUGAUGAUAUUUACGAAGAGUAUUUCGGUCAGUAUUACAAUCAUUUAUACGACUUGAUAGAAACGAGUUAAACCUGCGUCAUGGUUCUUAUAAACAAAUUGCUACGAUAAUUUGUUAAUAAAUAAACAAGGCUCUUAUUUGCAAUUUGGUUUAUUACGCUUUAUUAAAGGACGGUAGUUGGUAGUUCGUUGUUCGUAAAGUGCCGUACUAGCUGUAGACUGUUUGUUGUUUUCAGUGUCGUAACAAAUCUACGUACGUAUCGAGAAUAUGCCUUGCAGCUUCUUGCCUUAAAUUAUUCGCAAAAACACCACCCUACAUGCUUGCAAAAGUCGUUUUACUGUGAUACAAUACAGGGUGUUUAUUAUAACGAUGGAUUGUAAAAAUAUGCCAAAUGUCAACCCGCCGAUGUCCACCAGGGAGUUAGACAGGAAACUUCUUCGGGAGACACUCUACUCCGAAAUUUUCCAAAAACACAGAAGGUCCAUCUUCGCUUUGGGCUCUUUCCUCCGGAUGCUGAAGACGAAGAAAUCCAACUAUAACGUGAUCAAACAAGACGGUGAGUCUGAAUAGCAAUCAGGUUCUUCAUUCGUCGGUUACUCGAGUUUUUUACCAUGUGAUUAUUAGUUUUUAAGAACUUUUUUCACUGUAAUCAUUGUAUAAAAAAGAUACUGUAGAUCUUUAGAUGGAAUCCGAUGCGUAAUGGACUUUUUUUACGUAUGUAUUUAUAAAUUAUUAUUGUGUAGUUUUUGUACACCUUAUACCUCCUUUUGCUUGAUGAAUAUACACAGAGGGAUAAAAAUGAAAUUUGUAUUAAAGAGAUGUGUUGUUAGUAAAUAUUUGCCAAUAUUGGAUCACUUAUAAUUGGCGCAACGACUGAUAUUAUAUAAUUAUUGUGCUGAUUCAAAGAUUUAAAAUGGAGUUAUUGUUGGGCAAGAGUAUAAAAAAUAAAAUAAAGUAUUUAAAAUGUU